This is a messenger RNA of Corvus hawaiiensis (hawaiian crow), 2887 nucleotides long. It is a transcript of the gene TULP1, whose product is annotated as TUB like protein 1. Gene Ontology annotation, molecular function: actin filament binding. Bases 977 to 2518 code for a protein of 513 amino acids. Gene Ontology annotation, biological process: protein localization to cilium. Gene Ontology annotation, cellular component: cilium. Lineage: Eukaryota; Metazoa; Chordata; Aves; Passeriformes; Corvidae. The transcript is spliced from 13 exons. The record is from RefSeq and is a predicted model, not a curated record.
UUCCCCUCCAUCCCCUGCUGUGGUCUGUCCCCGAGGGCUGGGGACAUCAGAGACCCUCAAACCCCGGAGUCCACACCGAGGCCGAUUUGGGGCUGGUUGGGCUGCUCCAUUGGGAUACUGCAGCCUGUGAGGGCAUGAGAUUUUUAGGAAUCCCCUCCAGAGCAAGUGAGUAGAGAAAAUUCCACAGCCCUCCCUUCUUUGUGCAUCCUUCUGAAUCCCCCCCUCCAUUACUUUGAAGCAGCCCAUGAGGAGGGUUCCUAGUUCUUAAAUAACACUUUAAUUAAGCCCCUCAGUUAAGCUGUAAACUGUGACUCACUUUCCCCAGGCCAUGACCCUGAAAGCCAGACCCCCCCCACCCCUGUAUUUCUGAACAGCCCCCAGGUGCCCCCCUGGCCUUGGAAGGGUUUCAGCAGCAAUUUCAUCCACCACCCAAUUUAAUUUUUAAUCAGCAGCUCCUCCUUGAAGGGCUUUGUUAAGUAAGGGAGUGGUUGUCCACCCCGCAGCUGCUUAAGGGAUUAGGGGCUGCAAAAGAGCUUUUCCGUGUGAGCUCAUGACACAGAAGAAAGCAGCCAGUUCACAGCUUCACCAUGGAGCCCCCACCUCCCCCUCCCCAAAUUCACAGUCCUGGGAUCCAUCAGGAUCCCACCUUUUGCAAAGCACCUUCACACACCACCCUGGAGCACGCAGGAGAAGCGAAACCCCUGCGAGGGGGAAGAUGCUCUGUUGGGCAGUGGAAGCAGCCCUGGCGCACCUGGAUUUGCUGAGAUCACUUUCUGACAGCCUGAGCUGACACCCACUCCCCAAAUACCUCCUGUCCAGAGCCAAGUGCUGACCCACAUGCUCCAUAUUUGGUAAAUCGGGGUUAUUUAUAGCCCCAGCUAACCGGGAUUAGGUGUGCUGUGCCUAAUCCUCCUGUUUCCCUGCUCCUGCUGACCUCCUUGCCAUUGACAGGAGCCUCUUGUGAGCGUGAGAGGAGAUGGAGAAGCUGAAGAAGAAGAGGCAGGAGCCUGGGCUGGAGCCCGAGGCCAAACCACGGCGGCCACGGGUGAAGAAGCCGAGCGAGGCGGGGGCUGCAGAGGAGCCCCCUGCCCCAGCACAGGGGGUGAAGAAGGUGAGGAAGAAGAAGGAGGAGAAGGGGGAGGAGGAGAGCGACAAGGACCCCUCCUCCAAACUCACCAAGGAGCCUCGGAAGAAGAAGGAAAGCCCAGCUCCCCGCUCCCACGUGGCCAAGGGCCCCAAGAAGCCACAAGAGCCGGCUGAGGAUGAGGAAGAUGAGGAAGAGGAAGAAGAGGUGGAGAAUAAAAACCCGCCAAAAAAGCUCAAGAAGAAGCUUCCCAAAGAGCCCCUCUCAGGCGGGGGGGAGAAGAAGCUGAAGCCGAAGGAAGACAAGAGUGACCCUGACAGCAAAACCAAAUCUGCCAAAAGCACCAAGAAGGAGCCAAUGUCUGUGUUCCAGGUGAAGAAGGAGAAGAAAAACAAGAAGAAAGCUGCCACGAGCAGUGAUGAGGAGGACGAUUCUGACUCCAGCACCAAACCCAUCAGGUCAGAGAAGAAGAAAAACCCAGCAUCCCUCUUCCAGACUGGUGGGGACCCCCCAAAGGAGAAAAAAUCCAAAAAGAAAGUUCCUCCCAAACAGGCUGAGAGUGAGGAGGAGACUCCAGAGACCCUGCAGAAAAACUCCAACAAGAAGGGCAAAGCAAAGAAAUCAAAGAAGCAGCAGAAGGAGGAGAGGCCCCCGUCCCCUGUCAUCGAGGUGGACAACCUGGAGGAGUUUGUGCUGCAGCCGGCGCCGCAGGGGGUGACCAUCAAAUGCCGGGUGACACGGGACAAGAGGGGCAUGGACCGGGGGCUGUACCCCACCUAUUACCUUCACUUGGACAAUGACAAGAAGGUGUUCCUCCUUGCUGGGAGGAAGCGUAAGAAGAGCAAAACCUCCAACUACCUCAUCUCCAUCGACCCCACUGACCUGUCACGGGGUGGAGAGAACUUCAUCGGGAAACUGAGAUCCAACCUGAUGGGUACGAGAUUCACCGUGUUUGACAACGGCGCGAACCCCGACAGGGCCAACGCUGACUGGUCCAACGUGCGCCAGGAGCUCUCGGCUGUGGUCUACGAGACCAACGUUUUAGGGUUCAAAGGCCCCCGGAAGAUGACUGUCAUCAUCCCUGGGAUGAAUGCUGACUGUGAGAGGGUGCCCAUCCGGCCCCGGAACGAUAACGACGGCCUCCUGAUGCGAUGGCAGAACAGGAACAUGGACAAUGUGAUCGAGCUGCACAACAAGGCACCAGUGUGGAACGACGAGACCCAAUCCUACGUCCUCAAUUUCCACGGCCGGGUCACCCAUGCCUCCGUCAAAAAUUUCCAGAUCGUGCACAGCAGUGACCCCGACUACAUCGUGAUGCAGUUUGGGCGUGUGGCGGAUGACGCCUUCACCAUGGACUAUAACUACCCGCUGUGCGCCGUGCAGGCCUUCGCCAUCGCCCUCUCCAGCUUCGAUGGGAAGCUGGCCUGCGAGUAGCACCUGCACCGGGGCUGCCGGGGCCACCGGGGCUGCCAGGACCAUGGGGGCUGCCUGCCAGUGCCCAUAGGAUGCUCCUGCAUCCCUGUCCUGUUCCGCUCCCUGUGUUUCCACCUUCUUGCGGUCACAGUUGUUCUGGGGUGGUUCAAGGCACUUGGUGCCCGCUGAGGGCUGUGGGAUGCUCACCCAGCUGCUGCCACCCUCUCCAGGCAAAUUUGGGGCAAAUUGCUGGGCUGGGGUGAUGGUAGAGCCAGGCUGAGGGUAUAUUCAGCAGAUGAGGCUGACUGCAAUUCCUGUCUCAUCCCUUUGAGAUGUUUCUUGGACUCAGAUCCUGGAAACUCAUCCCCCCCUUUUUUUCUCCUUUUUUUU